CAACCACCCGGCCCUCCUCGUCGUUCCAGACGUCUCCGUACUCUACACACCUCCUCUUUACGACACUAGACCUUAGAUAUGCCUUACUCUGCUGGUGACUCCGGAAAGGGAGCUGGACUCUUCAAGACCCGCUGCGCUCAGUGCCACACCCUUGCUGCUGGCGAGGCUCACAAGGUUGGCCCCAACCUCCACGGUCUCUUUGGCCGCAAGACUGGCCAGGCUGAGGGCUACUCAUACACGUCAGCCAAUGUCUCCAAGGGUGUUGUUUGGGAGGAGAACACUCUGUUCGAGUACCUCGAGAACCCCAAAAAGUACAUCCCCGGCACCAAAAUGGCGUUCGCUGGUCUUAAGAAGGACAAGGAUCGCAAUGAUCUUAUCACCUACCUCAAGGAGGCGACCGCGUAAAUACCACUUCGGACUCUAGAUUGUUUAUUUGCAUACACUAUAUUAAUACCAUUGGCGUAGUACUAGACACCCCCAUUGUAUAUCCUCUGCAUACAUCCCCCAUUCACGAGACCUUGUUCUGCGUGAGGACACAAAAUACUACUCCACCCCGCACUAUGUCAUUC
Phanerochaete carnosa HHB-10118-sp is the source of this 569-nucleotide messenger RNA. RefSeq lists its product as uncharacterized. The coding region runs from base 79 to 405 and encodes 108 amino acids. Gene Ontology annotation, molecular function: electron transfer activity; heme binding. Gene Ontology annotation, cellular component: mitochondrial intermembrane space. Gene Ontology annotation, biological process: mitochondrial electron transport, cytochrome c to oxygen; mitochondrial electron transport, ubiquinol to cytochrome c. The record is from RefSeq and is a predicted model, not a curated record. NCBI's taxonomy places the organism in Eukaryota, Fungi, Basidiomycota, Agaricomycetes, Polyporales, Phanerochaetaceae. The transcript is spliced from 5 exons.